Hypomesus transpacificus is the source of this 6099-nucleotide messenger RNA. RefSeq names its product interphotoreceptor matrix proteoglycan 2-like. Gene Ontology annotation, biological process: visual perception. Lineage: Eukaryota; Metazoa; Chordata; Actinopteri; Osmeriformes; Osmeridae. Bases 1 to 6099 code for a protein of 2032 amino acids. The record is from RefSeq and is a predicted model, not a curated record. Gene Ontology annotation, molecular function: heparin binding; hyaluronic acid binding. The transcript is spliced from 13 exons.
AUGGUUGAGAGCGAUGAUGAUAACGCUCAGGAGAACCAUGGAGAUACUGUUGAGGUGACAACAUUUCUUGCAUCAGAUGAGAUUCUGGAAGUCUCAACAGAGUCCAUUGUAUCGGUCACCCACGCACUACCUGAUCAGUUCAGCCUUGAAGUCGAUGAAAAGAUGACCACAGACGCCGCUGUUGACGUCGCCACGGACGACGCGGUGGAAUAUGCUCAAGCGGGCAGUGUGGAGGUUGUUGCCUCUGAGGCUACGAUUGAGGUUGCCCUGGAAACCACGAGCGAGGAGACCGAUCCAGAGGGUGUUCAGGAGCUAACUUUGGAACCGUCUUUUCAGGCGAGUACGAAAACACCUUCGGAAGCUCCUGUAGAAGAUAUACAUGACGUCGGAGCUAAAAACCCUGCAGCGACAUCUAACGAGGUUAUUUUAGAAUUCACAGAGGAAUUUAUUCCAGAAGACUUAUUGGAAGCCACUUCAGAGGCCCCUUCUGAGGCUGCUGUAGUGAUAAUCCCGGAGACCAAUAAUAAUCUUUCGGAGGCCAUUCAAGAGAUUAGUCCUGAAUCUUCUUUGGAGCCUUGGUCAGAGACUGCUUCUGACGGUACGACAUAUACGCCUGAUGUGGAUAGUCCAGAAAUUGAACAGACUCCAGAGGCAACUACAGAGGUGGUACCAGAUACUGUUUUUGAAGCUGCAUUAGAAGACACUGUGAAUAUUAUUCCUGAUAUCGUCCAUGAAGAUGUCCCAUCUGAAAUACCAGAGACGUUAUUAGAACCCACAUCGGAAGAAAACAUCCAAGCACUUCCUGAAGAUGUUCCUACAGAUUCUGCAGUGGAUGACAUCUCUCAGGAGGACAGCAAAGUUGCCACUGACCCGAUCCCAACAGUGUAUUUGAUCCCAGAGGAAGAUUUUGAGGCCCCAGAAGGUCCAUUAGAGAACUUGCAAGAGAUCACCUCUGAUGUCACUGCAGGUGUCCCCUCUGAAGCCACUUUGGCCACAACAAACAAACCGGUUGAAGUAAUCAAUCAUGACAUCACAGAAGAUGUUCUCAUCGAGGAUACAUUAGGCGACAUUCCGGGAGUAACUCAAGAGGCUGUGCAGGUGGUUUACACAGAGGUUACCGAGACGACCACCCCAGUGGAUGCAGAGAUGGACACUCCGGGAACCUCAGAUCCAGGAGCUCCAGAAGAUGACACACAGCAAGAGGCUGAAGAGUUCCCACCCGUGACUGAGCCUGAGAUCCCUCUCCAGGUCACAAUCACGAUUACAGAGGUGCCCACAGAAACAGCUGCGCAUGCUGAAGAGGUUCUGACAGAGGAAGAUAGUGAGGUUCCACCUAUAGUUACUGCAGAGGACGGUUCACAGUAUGAGGUAGAAGACACUGCAGGGGUUGAGGAAGCUACAAGUGAAACAACAACAGAAAUUACAACAGCAGUCACUGCCUCUGAAGCAACAAUUGAGGGAGCCUUGGUGGUUGACAUAGAGACCACUACCCUGAACGUAGAGAUUGCUACAAGAACUGCAGAAGAGCAGACUGCGGGAGGUGUCAUGGAAACCACUCUGAACCCCACAAAAGAGAUGGCGACAGAGGCUGAUGUUCCAGUCGAUACAACAACAGUGGGAAUUGAGAUCUCGACAGAGCAUGUUGAAGAGAUCAUCUCGGCUACUACAGAGGAAAUUAUUUCUGAAUUUACCGAGGCAGAUCUUAUUGAAGCUGAUAAUACCCCUGGUGCAGUUAAAGAGACGGCACCGGAGAUAGCAACAGAAGAUAAAUCAGAAACAGAGCCUGAAACAGCUCCCGAGGCUGCUGUUGAAACCAUUCCAGAGACAAAUGAAGAAAUCCCUCCUGCUGAAGUUAUACCGGAAGAAUUUGAGCUUCCAAAUGAGGCCUCUCCAGAAACAGUAGAAGAAGAAGACGAUAAUUCAGAUAAGGACACUUCAGAGAUAGCUGAGAUGAUUCCAACAGCUGUGGCAGUGGAUGUAACAAUGACCUCAGAGGUUUCAGAUAAAGAAACUGAUACGGUUGAAGCUACAGAAGCUGCUGGAGAGAUUUCCCCCGAGUCUCCAUUAGAGAUCGCUCCUGAACCUGCAGUCGAAGUCACACCCAAGACUGUUCUAGAAGACACUCCCGAAGAGUCACGAGAGGCUGCUGUGGAUGUCAGCCACGAGGUCACUCCUGUGUCAGCCGUUUCUCCAGAUGUGACAGUUGGGGUCGCAGUUGAAGAAAAUAACAAUGGUGCCACUCAGAAAGCCACUGACACAACUACUGUCCUACAAGAAACAAAUUAUGACACAUUUGGAAACCAGGACUUCGAAACAGUAGAGGAGAGUGAAAAUACUUUUGGAAACGAGAUAGAUGAUGUGAAGGUGAGGCCGUUGAGGCCGAUGAAGGACCAGGUGGUGGAACUGAGCAUCAGACUGAAAGGAGAAACCUACAACAAUGCCCUGAGAGAUCCCUUCAGCGUCCAAUACAAACAACUGGCCAAACAGUUCACUGAAAAGAUUGAAGAAGCAUUUGAACGAUUACCAGGGUUCAAGAGUGUCUUUGUUGUUGAAUUCAGACCACAAAAGGACCUUGAAAGGGGUUUGGUUGUGGUCGUCCACUACGCUGUGACUCUGGAGGUGGAUGCUGCAGGCAUCAGUAAUGAGACCAUGGACUUCAUCACCCUCCAAUCCAACAUAGUGGAGAAAAACUUCCCCGACGCUGAAGAACGUCCCACUGUGGUCUACACCAUCACUGACUUCCGCAACUACAUCACAGAAGCCCUGCACAAGGAGAACUUCAUGAGCAAUACCACUUUGGAUGUAGAUCCAGACUCCCUGCAGCUAGAGAAUGUGGAGAACCUGUUGCCCUCUGGAAAGCCCACAAGUCGACCAGUAGACACAGAUGAUAACAUGGAUAACAUUCUUGCUGCUGAGAAACCACCUGAUGUUCCUGGACAAGAUCUGGAUAGCAACGACCUCUUCCUGAAAAAGGACGACUUUCUGUUUGACCCGGCUCUGCCCUUUGACCCCUGGAAGGACUCUGGGACCGUGGUGGCGAGUGAAAAUGAUGUCCUGAUUCUGGAUGAGAGCACCAUUCUGCCAUCCACAGAGUUUUCUGAUAAGACUCUGGACCUGGGCUUCACUAAAGUCACCCCUGUUUCUACCAAGAAUCAUGGAAAUAUUGAAGAAGAGGGAUUUCUUUUGGGCAACACUUUUACUCAACCCACAAGCACUGAUACUCCCAAUGGGGAUGAUGUGGUUGGAGCUGGAAGCUCCGGCAACUUCUCUGUUGGAGAACCACAGACCACCACAGGAACCGAGGAGGCCCCUAUCUCAGCACCCCCUGCUUCUGACCAAGGAAGCCUCAACGAUCACUUUUUGGAUGCCGGAUCUGGCUCUGGCUUUUCUGGAGAUAGCCAAGGUGUGGAGGUCUGGCCGUCGCUGCCUGUGACAGGCUCAGAGAACGGUGACUUCUUUGAGGAGGUGAUGCCCCCACCGGACACUGAGCUGGAACAAACUGGAGGAGAGGAGGAAGCGGUGGAGUGGGGAGAAGAUGUGCCUGAGCCGAUGGACUCUGAAGAUUCUGUCCCACAAACCGGUGACGCCCCAGCUGGAAGGGAACACAAAGAAGAGCCAGAGGUGGAGGAGUCGUAUCUGGACAGAACACUCAUCACCCAGGACAUCCGUACCAACCCCCAUUUCACGACCACCACCCAAGCCCCUGUGUUUUGGACUAUGGAGACCUUGACAGUGGAACUAUCCAUGCAAACACUGGAGGCCUCUGGAUUAUAUGAUGAUUACUAUCCCAGUGAAGCGUCCACCGUCAUUUCAUCGACCACCAACUUCCACAUUCCAGAUGCUUACACUAGCCAGGCCCCCAUUUUGAUGGAACCCAUUGAUACAUCUCAGGAAGACCAUGAAAUUUUAGAAGAACUGCCUGUGAAGACCACAGAGGCAGCCAACCCAAUGGCAACCACCCCAGAGGCAGCCACCCCAGAGGCAACCACCCCAGAGGCAGCCACCCCAGAGGCAACCACCCCAGAGGCAACCACCCCAGAGGCAGCCACCCCAAUGGCAACCACCCCUGGGUCAACCACCCCAGAGGCCAAAGAGGGCACUCUUCCCACAGCUAGUGUUGACUCCUCAGAAGACGUAGCAUCUACUGAGAAGCUAACUACUGUUGAGCCCCUCAUCCUGAAGGACUUGGACACAGACACAACUGUAAUGCAGCCGGUCACAGAGUCAGCAAUCUUUGUGGAUGUGGAGUUGGACACAGUACAAAACUCCAUCUACGACAGGAUCACAUCUACACCCCAAGAUAUUGAGUGGUUCACUGAAAAACCGUUACUUUUGGUGCCAGAAAUUGAAGAAAUCAAUGAUGAAGUUGAGGUUUUGGAAGAACAAGUGGCCGAGAUCACAGAGGAGUUGGUCCCCUUCGCCCCAAAUGUUGAUUUAUCUGAUGAGGACUUAACUAAAGAUGAAAUCCUUUUCGUUAGUACAGCCACCGCAGCCCCUCUAGUCACUCUAUCCGUGACCGCAAGUCAUAUCACCCCUUUCUCACCCGAAAAGGAGUCACCAUUUACACGUGUAUCAGACACUGUGCCUGAGGAAGAAGAUCUCCUGUACCACGACUCAUCGCAAGAGGACAUACUUUUAAAGGAAGAAAAGGAGGGGGUCCAAGCAAGCACAAUAUCUUUGGAGGAGCCUAGUUCAAUGCUCUCUGCAGUUACUGUAAACGGUACAGAAAAAUCUCCCACAAGCUUACCUCCUUUCUUUCAGCCAACAUUCAGGCCCACAGAAAAGCUAGCAGAGACAGCUGCACCAACUGAAGACAGAAGCGUUUUGCUGGCUGAGCCUGUAGAAGAAAAGACUGAUGAAACCCUUACUGAAGAAGCGGAUAUUUUCAUUCCUCAAAGUCCGACCUCCCCCGACCAAAAUACGUCUCUAUCAGGCUCUUCCAACAUGGCAGACAACAUCGACCUUACAUUCGAUGUGGUCCAGUAUGACGAGACAGGCUACAUGGAUGGAGACAGCAGUGGGUAUUCCAGUGUUGCUCAAGGCUCAGAUGCAGACAGCAGCAAAGCUCUGGCAGCAAGCCCUGGUCGGGCUUUGAUGGUCUUUUUCAGCCUUAGGGUGACCAACAUGAGGUUCUCCGAAGACCUCUUCAACAAGAGCUCCGCUGAGUACAAAGAACUGGAGCAGAGUUUUAUAGAACUGCUUGUCCCAUACCUGCAGUCCAACCUCACCAACUUCCAGAACUUGGAAAUCUUGAACUUCCGGAACGGCAGCGUAGUGGUGAACAGCAGGAUGAAGUUUGGGAAACCUGUUCCUAGAGGAGUCACCAACGCUGUUUACCUGAUCCUGGAAGACUUCUGUAACACCGCCUACCAAACCAAGAACAUGGCUAUAGACAAGCAUUCACUGGACGUGGAAUCAGGUGACAAAGCAGACCCUUGUAAGUUCCAGGCCUGCAAUGAGUUCUCUAAGUGCAUGGUGAACCGGUGGUCUGGAGAGGCAGAGUGUGUGUGCGACGCAGGCUACUUCAGCGUGGACAGCCUGCCCUGCCAGAGCAUCUGUGAGCUGCAGGAAGACUUCUGUCUGAACGACGGAAAGUGUGACAUCAUUCCUGGCAAGGGGGCCAUCUGCAGAUGUCGCGUGGGGGAGAACUGGUGGUACCGUGGGGAACACUGUGAAGAGUAUGUUUCAGAACCGUUGGUUGUCGGCAUUGCCUUCGCCUCUGUGGCUGGCUUUCUGUUUCUGGCCGCUGGCAUUGUCUUGUUCUUGACCAGGACCCUGAGGGACAGUUAUGACAAGGACGAUUCAGAAGACCCACUACGUCACGGUGACAGCACCCCGUCUUUGGAGCGAGCUACCAAAUACAACCCCAUGUUUGAGAACGACGCCAUGAUGGUCCAGUACUACCGUCGCUAUGACAACGACGGUGGCGCACACCGCGGUGCUGGUGACUCCUCGGCGGACUUUGGCAGUGAGGACAUACGUCAGGUCUACGAGAACAGUGACCUUAGUAAUCAGGAAAUUCAGGACCGCAUGAGGAUCUUGGAGCUGUACACUAAGGAUCGCCAGUUUGCAGACUUUGUUCGACAGCACCAAGUGUAA